Penicillium subrubescens is the source of this 720-nucleotide messenger RNA. RefSeq lists its product as uncharacterized. NCBI's taxonomy places the organism in Eukaryota, Fungi, Ascomycota, Eurotiomycetes, Eurotiales, Aspergillaceae. The transcript is spliced from 2 exons. The record is from RefSeq and is a predicted model, not a curated record. The coding region runs from base 1 to 720 and encodes 239 amino acids.
AUGGUCGUCACAAAGGUGGAAAAGUUGGAAUCGUUGUCCCUACGACUGGAAUGGAUGAAUGAUCUCGCCCAAGCGGUCACUUUCUGGGAAUCUCUCAGCCUCGCACAUGGCGACCUACGUCCUGAAAACAUUCUACUGGAUCGAAAUCGACUGAAGCUCUCCGAAUUUCAAUUCGCUAUCAGCUCAAUAUACUAUCUCAUCAACUACGGCUUUGAGGUUGAUGGGGAUCGCUGCCUGGCCGAGGAUCCGUACGACCAUGGUCAUAAGGUUGUGGAUCUACUAUGGGAUAAGGAGUUCCCGAAAUUGGAUGGCAAUCCAUUGAUCAAUGAUAUUAUCGACAAGUACUGGCAUAACCAAUGCGUCAAAGUUGCAGAUUUGGCCGCGCAUACAAAGAAGCUUUUGCAUGAAGGCCCAGACAAAUCAGGAGAAAGCAGAUCAGACGAAAAUGAGCUACAAGCAAGCAACAGCGUGAGAAUUCCCAUGGAAAUGACCACCAUUUCUUCGUGGCGCAUGAUUAUGGGCUACUUCAUCCGUGGACUAUGGUACGCUAUCAGAAACUGGUGGACAUUUGCAUUACAAAAUACCCACCGAGAUGUUGCAACCGCUGAACGAGCUGAUGGCGAGAGUUCCAAUCCGGUGGAUGAAAAAAACCCCCCAUUAGAAGAAGUUCUGCCAGGACCUAGAGCAACGUGGUCUUCUACAGCUUCUUUCCUCCGGUGA